Mytilus californianus (California mussel) is the source of this 669-nucleotide messenger RNA. RefSeq lists its product as uncharacterized. NCBI's taxonomy places the organism in Eukaryota, Metazoa, Mollusca, Bivalvia, Mytilida, Mytilidae. The transcript is spliced from 4 exons. The record is from RefSeq and is a predicted model, not a curated record. Gene Ontology annotation, cellular component: dynein complex. Bases 85 to 576 code for a protein of 163 amino acids. Gene Ontology annotation, biological process: microtubule-based process.
UCAUAUAUAUAUUAUAUAUAUACAUAUCUGUUCUCAAAAUAUUAGAAUAUCGUAUUCUGUUGUGCACUUUCAGCAAAAUCAAAGAUGAAUCAAUUGGUUUUUGUCGUAUUUGCAGCUUUUCUUAUGAAAGGUUGUUAUGCAACAAACAGUGAAACACCCGUGAAAAGAACAGAAGUUGAAGCUGACUUGGAUUAUGAAAUAAACAAGAGACAAUCCGACAAUAAAACCUUAAAUGGAUUAAAAAAGAUGUAUGUCGAGAGUGAUUCGCCAGAAGUCCUUCCAGGGGUGAGGAAACAAAAAAGAUACAGUUCUGUCCAUAUACUAGGUCAAACAAUGAGUAGCUCAGUGAAAAAUACUGUGUUCACGUUUGCAAGAGAGGCUAUACUUUAUGUUCGCAAGCCUAGGGAAAUGGCGAUUCAUAUCAAGAAAAGGCUAGACAAAUAUAUGGUUGGAAAAUACAACUGUGUUUUGAGCAGCUCAUAUUUUUUGUUCAGUAUAUCCAAUAAAAGAGGUUAUUACAUCUAUUUCAAGAUGAAUGGAUAUUACAUUCUAGUGUUUAGAGGCGGUUACAUGUAAGGAAAAAGAGCAGUGACAAUAGACAUAUGAUAGAGUUUAUAAUACUGUCAAGAAGUCUUUUGCUUUAUCAAAUAAAUGUUCAAUUUUACUAUA